AUGUCACAGAACGAUAAGAAACAGUCCGGCCGUGCUCGCCUUCUUGGGUCCGCCUCCGCUGGGAUUCUCGAGAUCGGUGUGUUCCACCCGGUGGACACGAUCUCGAAGAGACUCAUGUCAAACCACACGCAGGUGGCCAGCUUGCACGAGCUGAACACUGUGAUCUUUAAAGGUGCCGCUGCGGAACCUCUUGGGGCUCGUUUCCUAUCGUUGUUCCCCGGGCUGGGCUACGCUGCUUGCUACAAAGUGUUGCAGCGUGUGUACAAGUACGGUGGGCAGCCCUUUGCCAACGAGUUCUUGAACAAACACUUCAAAAAGGACUUCGACUCUGCCUUUGGGACGAAGACCGGGAAGGCGAUGCGGUCCGCUGCCGCUGGUUCGAUGAUCGGGAUCGGUGAGAUCGUGCUCCUGCCUCUGGAUGUGCUCAAGAUCAAGAGGCAGACAAACCCGGAGUCCUUCAAGGGCCGUGGGUUCGUCCGGAUCCUGCGUGACGAGGGGUUGCUCAACUUGUACCGUGGGUGGGGGUGGACCGCUGCGCGGAACGCGCCCGGGUCCUUCGCGCUCUUCGGGGGGAACGCCUUCGCGAAGGAGUACCUCCUUGGGCUGUCCGACUACUCGCAGGCCACAUGGUCGCAGAACUUCGUUUCAUCGAUCGUCGGGGCCUCCGCUUCUCUGAUCGUGUCCGCGCCGCUAGACGUCAUCAAGACACGGAUCCAGAACAGAAACUUCGACAGUCCAGAGUCCGGCUUCAAGAUUGUGCGCAACACGCUCAAGAACGAGGGAGUCACCGCUUUCUUUAAGGGACUCACGCCCAAACUGCUCACCACGGGGCCCAAACUCGUCUUCUCCUUCGCGCUCGCGCAGUCGCUCAUCCCCAAGUUCGACGCCCUGCUGUCCAAGUGA
Molecule: messenger RNA, 903 nt
Organism: Huiozyma naganishii CBS 8797
Lineage: Eukaryota; Fungi; Ascomycota; Saccharomycetes; Saccharomycetales; Saccharomycetaceae
Gene: GGC1
Product: Ggc1p
Exons: 1
Coding region: 1-903 (300 amino acids)
Cellular component (GO): mitochondrion
Molecular function (GO): guanine nucleotide transmembrane transporter activity
Source: RefSeq, a predicted model, not a curated record